CCUACCGCUACGGGAACAACAACAGCACCUCCGCAAAACUCCCCGCGAAGCAAAUCCAGGAGUAUCAACAGAAACUCGGCUGCCUACUAUUCGCAGCAGUAACCUGCCGACCCGAUCUCUCCUACAGCGCGAGCCAACUGGCGACGCAUCUGAAGCAGCCGGAACAAGAAAAUCUCGAGGAGCUCAACCGGGCACUACUCUACUUCGUCUCCACGCCGACGACCGGACUUACCUACAGCAAAGUAACCACACCGUCCGUACGACUACUCGGAUACGUCGACGCCGACCACGCGGGAGACAAGGAAAAUCGACGAUCGAGAACGGGCUACAUCUACCGACUAGAACCUAUCGGGACUAUUUCCUGGCAGUCAAGCAAGCAGGAACUAAUCGCACUAUCUUCGGCUGAAGCAGAAUAUAUCGCCCUAUGUACUGCGACCAAGGAAUGACUCUACCUACGAGAGUUGCUAGAGGAAGCGAAGAUUGCGACCCUGCCCGCCUUCUCACUCCUCUGCGACAACCAAUCAGCGAUCAAAAUCGCAAACAAGGACGGCUUCGCCAACCGAACCAAACACAUCGCCCUGCGGUACUUCUUCGUCAAGGAUGAAAUCGCGAAGGGGAGACUUCAACUCAGUUACUGCCCUACGACAGAAAUGGCCGCAGACUAUCUGACGAAGAAAUUGGCGAAGGUGAAGUUCGAUUACUGCAUGCUGCUGACCGGGCAGACAAACGUCACCGGAUCCGAACACGUCAGCACUCCAGAAACGAAGGGGAGUGUUGGAAAUAUCUCAAAGGACUUAAGCGUUUCUGAAGUGUAACACUACACUCGAGGAAGAUCGCAACGGGUACGCGAGUCAACGGAGGUUACACAAGGGGGCGGACAAAGAACGCGAAGGAACUUGAUGGGU
Messenger RNA from Closterium sp. NIES-67, 905 nucleotides. The record is from the annotation of a GenBank genome assembly. Lineage: Eukaryota; Viridiplantae; Streptophyta; Zygnematophyceae; Desmidiales; Closteriaceae.